Messenger RNA from Vicia faba (fava bean), 432 nucleotides. Lineage: Eukaryota; Viridiplantae; Streptophyta; Magnoliopsida; Fabales; Fabaceae. The record is from the annotation of a GenBank genome assembly.
AUGACUAGAAGUGGAAAACUUGUUCAGUCAGAGCUCGUGGAUACCCUUGCAAUUGAAAAGUUAUCUUUUCAAUAUUUUCUGGAGAUUGAGCCUUUGUUUAUUAGAAGUCACAUAACAGAUCUAGGAAAAACAUGGAGGAUACUAAACAACGAAGGUACCCAUCAUGAUAUAUUUUUCAACAAAAAUGAGGAUCUACCACUUGUUAUCGGUGGUUGGACGGAGCUGCAAAAGUAUUACACACUACCAAAUGACGUGGUUAUUAUUGUCAGUUAUUACGGGAACAACAAUUUUGAGGUUGUCGGGUUUAAAGAGAUAACCGCAUUCGAGGAAUUACCGAAUUUUCAUAGUAGGUUCAUCAACCAUAUAUGGAUAUAUGCAUUUGAUGUCGAUCUUUCACCAAUUACUGUGUCCAAACCAAAAUUAGUUGAGUGA